Molecule: messenger RNA, 2045 nt
Organism: Paramacrobiotus metropolitanus
Lineage: Eukaryota; Metazoa; Tardigrada; Eutardigrada; Parachela; Macrobiotidae
Product: UV radiation resistance-associated gene protein-like
Exons: 6
Coding region: 394-1980 (528 amino acids)
Biological process (GO): SNARE complex assembly
Cellular component (GO): lytic vacuole; endosome
Molecular function (GO): SNARE binding
Source: RefSeq, a predicted model, not a curated record
ACAGAAAAUGCGUUUACUUUGUACUGGAAAUAUGAAAAAUUUGUAACGCGAUAAAAAUCCGGCAUCGAGACGUUAUAGAUGAUUGGAAGCUAGCAAGUGAUAAUCAGAAUCGUCGGUGACUGUUGUAUGUUAUUAUAAAUUAUUGCUCCAAGUCAUUGUUCAGGACGGAGGACGAAACCUGGCAUCCAAACCAGCCCCUUUUCAGGCUUUGCUGCAUGAAUUAUUAUGGUCUUCCGUAUUUGUCGAUCCCUUGCCUGUUGCAGUUCCAUGGCUGAAAUGAUUAGAAGCUUUCUUGAGUGAAUGCGAUGGAUAUGUGGCAUGCUGCGGAUGGUACAUGGCGCAGUCAUUGUGAAAUCUCGCAUCAAAACGUUUCACGUCACUCUGUAUGCGUAAAUGGAAUCGACAUUUCCCGAUCCGUUUUCCCCCCAGAAGCGGUUGCGGAAUCUGCGAGGGAUUAGCCGUUCGCCAUUUGGACGUGCAGCCGUUCGCGUGUCCGGACCGUGCCUUCGGAGUUGCCUUCACUCUACACAUUCCUUCAGAGUGUCUCCUCCUGUGUUUAUUAGCGAGCCCAUCUACAAUUCCGCGAAUCCCACAUGGGAAGAGAUGGACACCACAAUGUUCGCUGAUGCUCGUAGCACGGAGUGUGUUGUGCAGCUGUUUCUGCUGCACAAUGGGGAUUACUCGCCCUAUAAGAAAUUAUGCUAUUGGCAGUUAGAUUUCCGGUUACUGGUGCGCAUAGGAGAUGCAGUGGACUCCAUGGAUUACGAUUUCAAUCCAAAUACUGUGAUAUUUGCCUUAAAGUGUGGUGUUUAUGUGCUUCCAGAUUCGAUUCCAAAAAAUUUCCGCGAAAUUCCUCCGGCGCCUUCACGGACAGUUCGUCGAGCAUGCCCAGUCGGUACAUUGCGACAGCUCCUGAAACUUGAGAACGAUUAUUCUGCUAUCCAAAUACGCAAAAGAGACAGCUACGCUCUAGUUCAAGAGAGCACGAACGAUUCAGCGCAAAGCCAGAUGCUUAACCGGCAGAUCGAGCUUUUCACCCAGCGAGUGGUUCAUUUGAAAUCCCUCCUACGUGAGCGUCGACAGGAAAAUUGUAACUUGUCCUUGUCAGUGAGCGAUCUAACAUCCCUAAACGAACGCGUAUCCGAUACCCUGGAAACCAGUGUUCUUGAUCUCAUUUUGCAUAAGCGUAAUUUGACGACGGCUCGUGAGGAACUUCUGCGAAGCAAGACAGAAUGUAGUGUUUUACGCGCUGGCCUUCGCAGUCGAAGGUGUGAAUUAGUGUCAGAUUUGAAAUUAAUUUACCCGAUCCACCGCAGUCCUAGUGGUCGUGUGUUCGUAUCGGGCAUUUGGCUGCCUUCGGUGGACGACUAUGUAAACUGUGAUGAUACAACGCUUUCCGCUAGCCUGGGAUAUGCGGCGCAUCUGCUGGUUUUGCUCUCCAGGAUCCUGAACGUUCCGCUGCGAUAUCCUUUGAAAUUCUAUUGCUCGACUUCUUCCGUAACGAACCCAGCUAGUGCCAGGAUAUACGAUCGAGAUCGCGAGUAUCCUUUGCACCUAAAGGUCAGGGAUCGCAAUCGUUUCUAUGAAGGAGUGUAUUUGCUCAACUGUGAUGUCAUCCAGCUACGCUUAAAUUUUGGCCUUGGGACGCGGGAAGUGAAGAACACAAUUGAAAAUAUUCAGUCUUUGAUGGUGGAGCGAUUCGAAGUGCAGCCACCGCGCACACCUUCCAUACGAAUUCCUCCAUCGCCGCUGCCGCAGGAUAACAGCGCCCACUCCAGCCCCUUCACCCCCAUGGUGGUCAGCAAUGGUUUGGCUAGUAAUGGCCACGGCGAACAGGACGAAAGCGUUCCUCCGGUCACACCAGCCAUUAUUUUCCCGGUGCAAUCCGCUCCCGAUCUGGGCCGGUUAAAAGUACCGAGCAAACCCGAAAAUCCCUUUUUUAUCCAAAAUAGACAGUCCCGCGAUGCAUCAGAUCCGUGAAUAUUUUCUUUAUGACGCUUGAGAUCGAUCUUCCGCUGAAAAGCGUCACCGCAUCUGUCGCAAGG